AACUAAUUACCAAAAUAACAGCGCACCCUACGUUCCACCUCAUAAUCGCCAACCUCCGCAAGAAGAUUCUUUGGCAAGGAUGGAAAAGUUGAUGAUGGAGUACAUGCAGAAGAUGAACAAUCUGGCAGAUGAUUUGAAGGAACGUGACAAGACCCGUGAUAAGCAACUCCAACAAGUGUUUAAACAACUUGGAGUUAGAGAACAAGGGAACCUCCCAGCUACCACUGAACCAAACCCAAGGGAACAACUUCGGGCCAUAACUUUAAGAAGUGGUAAAGAGCUUCAAGGCCCGGAAGUCGAAGCCGAUAUAGAAGAAGUCCCUGUGGAUACUUCUAUAGGAACAACCUCUCAAAAGAAGGUUAAAAAGAGCAAGGACGAGAAAGCUUUCCAAAAGUUUCUCGACGUCAUUGGCCAAGUUGAGGUCAAAAUGCCUUUGGUAGAUGUGUUAACUGAGAUGCCCAAAUACGAUGCCUCACAGGCCAGCAUUCCCGACUGCUACGCGUGCCGCUUGGUGGGUUCGGGGCCCAUCGAGCGAUUUGAGAUGUGGGGCCGCCAUCGCUCAUUGACGGAGUCUGUGUACCUGUCCUCGGCAGUUCUCACCGAUUACGGGUACGCUGAGGAGAUGGAGCAGCUACUACGAGGGACGAGGUGGCAUCGCCUCUUCACGAUGCGGGCUAAGUCCAGCCUGCCACUGACAAUCGAGUUUCUGUGCUCUCUUGAGCUGGAGCCGUCUACGGGGUCACGGUCGAUGAACUUCCAGUCCAUCGACUCUCAUACCACCCUCACCUUCACUCUCCUAGGGCGGGGAUUUCAGCUGACGGUCGUUGAUCUAGCCACUCACUUGGGUCUCUACUCUUGGGAGGAGACGUCGGCGCCAGAGUUUGAUGCCGCACCAUACCUUCUCCCUGCAGACGUUGAUCCUGCCAACUUUUGGGCGGGGCAUUCUUCCGAUCCAGACCGCUUUGAGGGCAUGGGUCGGGCCAGGCCGUUGAACACGGCUCGGGUAUACCCCGAUGACAUGAUUGUCUUCUGGAGCUUGCACACACGCCAGGAGGCGAAUGUGGCUGUCUUUGUGGCCCGAUUCCUCUACAACCAGUCUAUGGGGAAUCGGACGCACAUUGUCUGUGGUUUCGUGGUCAUCAUACUCUUCCGAUCACUCGAGGGGUCGGCGCCCAUUCCGCAGGCACAGAUGUUGAUGCGAGAUUUGGACGCUGGCAUGCUGAGGAAUGCUCACAUCCGUAGGAGGUUGGGAGCUAGCUCUACCGAGAGCAACGCCGCUUCCUCAUCUGCGCCCUCGACCUCAGGAGCAUCUUCGCAGGUCUCGUCUAGGAGAGCCACUCGUCGCCGUCCCACUUCUCAGGCCACUCCAGCUACGACCCAGGCGGAUCCGACCCCGGAAUGGGCUAGGAGGAUCCUGGAGCAGCAGGAUACCAUCAUGCAGAGGAUGUCCGAAAUCGGACAGCAGCAGCAUCCCAGGCUGAGAGCUUUGCUCAGCUUCGGAGGACCUUUACUGGCUUUUACUCAGAUGUGCACAUUGGGCUCACCCCUCGCUCUCCUGAGGGCGACGAUCCAUCCGCUUCUGUUCCUCCCCCUUAGUGAUCUUCAUAUUAUUUUCCUUUGAAAACUAUUUCUCUUCGUUUAUGAGCAGGAAUUGAUGAUCAACUGGAAUGUUGGAACUUCUUAUUUUCCACCGGUAACAUUUACUUAUGCACUUGCUCUAUUUCAAUUUCAAUCAACUCCUUUUGAGUUAUUGAUGUGUGAGUUCUUUUGCUAUUAAUCAAUCAUCUCAACCCGG
Messenger RNA from Cuscuta campestris, 1795 nucleotides. The record is from the annotation of a GenBank genome assembly. Lineage: Eukaryota; Viridiplantae; Streptophyta; Magnoliopsida; Solanales; Convolvulaceae.